AGGGCGUGGGGAUUGGGGGGUGGGGACAGUCCCGUUGAACGGAGCGGCUGGACGGACAGACAUCUUCACCCUGUACAAACAUACAGCAAAAGAAAAAGAAGAGAAAGAGCUGAAGAAACUUAACCAGUUUUUCUUCUUUGAGGUCAAAGUUCAACAGUUGUCAUGGCAGACGAAGCGGACAUGCGCAAUGAGCUGGCCGAUCUGCAGAUACGUGCAGACCAGAUAGCUGAUGAGUCUCUGGAGAGUACUCGCCGCAUGCUGGCUCUUGUGGAGGAGAGUAAAGAUGCUGGCAUCAGGACUCUCGUCAUGUUGGAUGAACAGGGAGAACAACUUGAUCGUGUGGAAGAGGGCAUGAACAAGGUGAACGCAGACCUGAAGGAGGCCGAGAAAGAUUUAAAAGAUAUAGGACAAUGCUGUGGUCUGAUAUGCCCAUGUAUUAAAAAGAUUAAGGGCGGGGGCCAGGCCUGGGGAGGGAACCAGGAUGGAGUGGUGAACAGCCAGCCGGGGGCACGAGUGGUGGACGAACGUGAACAGAUGGCCAUCAGUGGGGGCUUCAUCCGCAGGGUAACAGAUGAUGCUCGGGAGAAUGAGAUGGAUGAGAACCUGGAGCAAGUGGGCGGCAUCAUUGGCAACCUGCGUCACAUGGCCCUGGAUAUGGGUCAGGAGAUCGACACGCAGAACCGCCAGAUUGACAGGAUCAUGGACAAGGCUGAUUCCAACAAGACCAGGAUUGAUGAGGCCAACCAGCGUGCCACAAAGAUGUUGGGCAGUGGCUAAACUACAGCGAAAAGUGCUUUCACCCUAUUUAAUCCUUGUCACCCUAAAAAAACAAACAAACAAACAAAAAAAGAAACCCCCAACCAAACCUAUCCCUGCCCUUAACAUCAACACCUGGCACCCUCUUCCUUUGCUUAGUAGCAGGCACUGCAAAAUUAUGCUUUUAUUGUGAUACUGAUAGAGUUUUGCACACAUGCACAUAUCACACGUUGCUCUGCUCGCCCCUCCAACUCCUGCAUCACUUUCAGUCCUUGUUGUCAGUGUUCUGUGAUGUUGAUCUUCUAAUUUUGUUUAAAAAAAAUAGUUACACAACCGCCAGUCAAACUCUUUCCAUGCUGUACAUAGUGCUUCAUUAAUGGUUUCAGUGAUUUAGAUCACGUGUCCAGUUUCUUCAUCAUUCUUUCUUUUUUUUAAAAAGUAUAUGUGUAAUAUAAGUUGUAUGUACCCCCUGUUUCAAAAUGUCUUUCACUCAUAUCAGUAUUCUGGUGUUGUCACCCAGUGUAUUCAUCAGUUAGGAUGUUGUGACGCUACAGUACCAAUAAGGCCACAGUGAUUUGAAGUUACCAAACGAACAUGCAGCCUUUACUGUUUAUUACCAAGGCUACUGUUUAAAUAGAUUUAAUGGCGAUAGUAGACCAAGUGUCUGGUCCGUUUGGAUCAAGAUGUGGCUUUCUGGUCAAGACUAUACACUGGUAUUUUAUCAACUCAAUUAACAGAGCAGUCUUAAAAGAAUAUAAUGCCAUUUAAACUGUAUAGAACAAGUAUUUUUCCUCAGGGAGCAAAAUCUGACCAUUUAAAAGCAAAAGCAAAAUGUUUGUUUAAUGCAUUGUAAUUUAUAAAAGCCACAGCACACAAGGCUCGGUGUGUAGGUGAACAACUGCAGUUGCUUAUGGUCUGAAUAGCAUCAUUGAUAAUCAGACAAAUAUUGGCAUUAAGCACAGUGAAUGUACAAGGAUGUGGGGCUUUGAUGGAGGUCAGAGGUCAAGCAAUCAAUCCAACAACUUAUUCACAUACCAUGCUACAAUUUAUUCAUGAUCCAACCCUAGCAAUAUAAAGUAGUGCAUUAAACGUAUUAUGCAUGUCCAUCUGCUGCUAGAAAACACAAAUGAACUCAUUUAAACAAGCAAAAAUACCCUAACAUGGAAACCGCAUGCUACUAUGUAGGCCACACAGAGGAGGGACCCGUAUUUAUCUGCAAUGGUGCCACUCUUUGUUUCAUGUCUCUUUACCUUUCCAAACUGUGACCAUCACUGUAAAAUAAAACCUUGGAAAAUGCCAAUAAAACUAUCAUAACUGUAG
Molecule: messenger RNA, 2076 nt
Organism: Oreochromis aureus
Lineage: Eukaryota; Metazoa; Chordata; Actinopteri; Cichliformes; Cichlidae
Product: synaptosomal-associated protein 25-A-like
Exons: 8
Coding region: 163-777 (204 amino acids)
Biological process (GO): synaptic vesicle priming; exocytosis; synaptic vesicle fusion to presynaptic active zone membrane
Cellular component (GO): synaptobrevin 2-SNAP-25-syntaxin-1a-complexin I complex; plasma membrane
Molecular function (GO): syntaxin-1 binding; SNAP receptor activity; voltage-gated potassium channel activity
Source: RefSeq, a predicted model, not a curated record